Heteronotia binoei (common prickly gecko) is the source of this 2934-nucleotide messenger RNA. RefSeq names its product zinc finger protein 420-like. Lineage: Eukaryota; Metazoa; Chordata; Lepidosauria; Squamata; Gekkonidae. The transcript has 6 exons. The annotation marks the transcript as partial. The record is from RefSeq and is a predicted model, not a curated record. Gene Ontology annotation, biological process: regulation of DNA-templated transcription.
AUGAGCGAUCAAAAGAAGGAGGAAGCUAUGCCCUCAGAGGGGGAGAAUUCACCUGAGGCAGAAAACAUCAGCAACAAUUUUAAAAAAAGCAAAACUGGAGCCUCUCAGGAUUCUCAGCCUUCCCCCUUGGCUCUCUGGGCAGCAACUUGCAGCAAAAUAGGGACACCGGGGUGUUUGCCAUCAGUACCCGGAGACUUUGGGCCUCCCCAGGAGAUGUCUACGAUAGUUAAUGACAUGAAUCCUGAUUUGCAAACCACGAGAAGGACUUUCCUUCUGAUCGAGGACGGCAGUCCUGGGUGUGUCUUGACCAGGAGGUGGGGACCAUCUGUGAAGAUGGAAGCGGAGGUCUCUGAGGAGGAAGGGUCUCCCUUGGAGGAAGAGCAGAAGGCGCAGGCCCAGGAGCAUGCCCAAGAGGCCCUCUCACACGGCAGUGAAGAGACGGGUCCUUUUUCCUUCGAGGAGGUGGCUGUGUUUUUCACCGAGGCUGAGUGGGCCCUGCUGGAUCCAGACCAAAGAGGUCUCUACAGGGAAGUCAUGCUGGAGAACUAUGGGAAUGUGGCCUCUCUGGCAGGAGAUGUUGAGGAGUCAGUUGGGGAACUUCACGGGUUCUCACUGGAAAAAGCCAAGAUUGAACAGGCUGAAGGAAACUUCGAGAACAGAGAUGAACCACAGAGGCAGGAAGGAAACCAUACACUGAAAAGGGGGGUUAAGACCAUUCAUCGCCAAGGAAGCCGGUUCCGUGAAAUCCCUGUCUGCAGCCAUCACCAACGGACUCUUUCAGGAAUGAAACUGUUCAUCUGUUCAGAGAAUGGAAUGACAUUCUGCGGUCAAAGGAAGGCACAUAAAUGCCGUUGUUGUGGAAAGUACUUCAGAUACAGAACACAGCUUUUAGUACACCAAAGAAUACACACAGUACUGAAACACGUUGAAUUCUCAGAGUGCAGAAAGAACUUCAGUAAGAAUUCCGGUCUACAAAAGCACCAAAGAAUCCACACAGGUAAGAAGACUUUUCAAUGCUCAGAGUGUGGAAAGACAUUCAGUGUGAGUUCCAGUCUUCAAAAGCAUCUAAGAACCCACACAGGGGAGAAACCAUUUGAAUGCUCAGAGUGUGGAAAGAGAUUCAGUCAGUGUGGCGGUCUUCAGUAUCAUCAAAGAACCCACACAGGGGAGAAACCAUUUGAAUGCUUAGAGUGUGGAAAGAGAUUUAAUGGCAGUGGCAAUCUUCAAGUGCAUCAAGUAACCCACACAGGGGAGAAACCUUUUGAAUGUUCAGAGUGUGGAAAAAGAUUCAGUCUGAAAUACACUCUUCAAAAGCACCUAAGAACCCACACAGGGGAGAAACCUUUUGAAUGCUCAGAGUGCGGAAAGUCAUUCAGUCAGUGUGGCUAUCUUCAGUAUCAUCAAAGAACCCACACAGGGGAGAAACCAUUUGAAUGCUCAGAGUGCGGAAAGAGAUUCAGUGCAAAUGGUGGCCUUCAGCAGCAUAAGAGAACCCACACAGGAGAGAAACCUUUUGACUGCUCAGAGUGUGGAAAGAGAUUUAGUGCGAAUUCCAGUCUUCAGUAUCAUCAGAGAACCCACACAGGGGAGAAACCAUUCGAAUGCUCAGAGUGUGGAAAGAAGUUCAGUGUGAGUGGCAGUCUUCAAAAGCAUGAACGAACCCACACAGGGGAGAAACCUUUUGAAUGCUCAGAGUGCGGCAAGACAUUCAGUCGAUGUGGCAGGCUUCAGCAGCAUCAAAGAACCCACACAGGGGAGAAACCUUUUGAAUGCUCCGAGUGUGGAAAGAGAUUCAGUUUGAGUGCCACUCUUCAGCAGCAUCGGAGAACCCACACUGAGGAGAAACCUUUUGAAUGCGCAGAGUGUGGAAAGAGAUUCAGCCGCAGUGGCUAUCUUCAAAAGCAUAAGAGAACCCACACAGGGGAGAAACCUUUUGAAUGCUCAGAGUGUGGAAAGAGAUUCAGUCAGUGUGACAGUCUCCAAAAGCAUCUAACAACCCACACAGGGGAAAAACCUUUUGAAUGCUCAGAAUGUGGGAAGAGAUUCAGUUUGAAUUCCAGGCUUCAGUAUCAUCAAAGAACCCACACAGGUGAGAAACCGUUUGAAUGCUCAGAGUGUGGAAAGAGAUUCAUUGCAAAUGCUGGUCUUCAACAGCAUAAGAGAACCCACACAGGGGAGAAACCGUUUGAAUGCUCAGAGUGUGGAAAGAGUUUCAGUUUGAAUUCCAGUCUUCAAAAGCAUCUAAGAACGCACACAGGGGAGAAACCGUUUGAAUGCUUGCAGUGUGGAAAGAGAUUCAGUGAGAAUUCCAGCCUUCACCAGCAUCAGAGAACUCACACAGGGGAGAAACCUUUUGCAUGCUCAGAGUGCGGAAAGAGAUUCAGUUGCAGUGGAACUCUUCAGCAGCAUCAGAGAACCCACACUGGGGAGAAACCUUUUGAAUGCUCAGAGUGUGGAAAGAGAUUCAGUUGGAGUGGCACUCUUCAGCAGCAUCAGAGAACCCACACUGGGGAGAAACCUUUUGAAUGUUCAGAGUGUGGAAAGAGAUUCAGUGCAAAUGUUGGUCUUCUACUGCAUAAGAGAACCCACACAGGGGAGAAACCAUUUGAAUGCUCAAAGUGUGGAAAGAGAUUCAGUGUGAGUUCCAGUCUUCAGCUGCAUCAGAGAACCCACACAGGGGAGAAACCUUUUGAAUGCUCAAAGUGUGGAAAGAGAUUCAGUGUGAAUUCCAGUCUUCAGCAGCAUCAGAGAACCCACACAGGGGAGAAACCUUUUGAAUGCUUAGAGUGUGGAAAGAGAUUUAGUAACAGUGGCAAUCUUCAAAGGCAUCAAAGAACCCACACAGGGAAGAUGACUUUUGAAUGCUCAGAGUGUGGAAUGAGAUUCAGUGUAAGUUCCAGUCUUCAAAAGCAUCAGAAAACCCACACUAAGGGA